Colletotrichum destructivum is the source of this 1659-nucleotide messenger RNA. RefSeq names its product Putative major facilitator superfamily, MFS transporter superfamily. The record is from RefSeq and is a predicted model, not a curated record. Gene Ontology annotation, biological process: transmembrane transport. Bases 1 to 1659 code for a protein of 552 amino acids. The transcript has 4 exons. Gene Ontology annotation, molecular function: transmembrane transporter activity. Lineage: Eukaryota; Fungi; Ascomycota; Sordariomycetes; Glomerellales; Glomerellaceae. Gene Ontology annotation, cellular component: membrane.
AUGGCUGCACCGAGCGAGAAGAGCGUCGGCAAAAGCGCGAUGGAGACCGGCUUGAAACAGACGCCUUCCGGCUCAGUCCAGCACGGGGAGGCGGACUCGGACGCCGAUUCGGCCCUCCGUGACUUCUACACAGGAGCUGUGAAUGAGAACUACCGUAUGAAGUCGGAGCUCAUCGCGAAGCACUUGGGAGAAAUUGGCAUGGGCAAGUUUCAAUGGAUCCUCUUCGUCGUCAACGGCUUCGGCUGGAUCGUCGACAACUUCUGGUCUCAAGGCAUCACGGCCAUCCGGCCCCCGAUCGGCAACGAGUUUACGGACAUUGCGCGCCUCAGCUUCAGCUCGGUAGCGUAUUACGUCGGCUUGAUCGUCGGCGCCUCCUUCUGGGGCACGACGGCAGACCUCAUCGGCCGCAAGCCUGCGUUCAACGCGACGAUCCUCUACGGGGGUGUCUUCGCCUGCGCCGUGGCCGGCGUCCAGAACUUCACCGGCUUCUGCGUCCUCUGGGCCAUCAUUGGCACGGCGGCCGGCGGUAAUGUGCCAGUCGACAGCGUCGUUUUCUUAGAGUUCGUGCCGCAGACCCAUCAAUGGCUGCUGGUCAGCUUGUCGGCGUGGUGGAAUUUGGGACAAGUCAUCGUCUCUCUCCUGGCUUGGGUGUUUCUGGCCCAUUUCGCGUGCCCUUCAACAGACGCCCCUUGCCGCAUGCAAGACAACAUGGGCUGGCGCUACCUCAUGAUAACCCUCGGCGGUAUCGCCAUCGCUUUUGGCCUGAUCCGCAUCGUGGCGUUCAAGAUCCCCGAGUCGCCAAAGUUCCUCAUCUCAAAGGGCCGCGACGCCGAAGCCGUCGAGGCCGUGAACUACAUCGCUCGGUACAACGGCCGCCCCGAGACUCUCACUCUCGACAUGCUCCAGGCCGUCGACCGGCACUGCAACGCAGGCUCGUCCUCGGACGACGGCGCGAGCAGCGUUGCUGCCCCCGUGGACGCCGACAUGGCGCCGAGAGGGUCGAAACUCUCGCACAUGGAGAUCCUGAGGGAGAGCUUCCGAGACUACAACGCCGACAACUACAAGAAGCUGUUUGCAGGCAGGAAGAUGGCCCAGCAUACCUCGGUCACGUUCCUCAUCUGGCUUACCGUUGGCGUGGCCUACCCGCUCUAUUUCGCCUUCAUCCCCUCGUACCUGGCCACCAAGGACACAUAUUCCACAAACACGUCUCUGGACCACACGUACAUGGUAUACUGUAUAGUUUCAUCAGCCGGUGUCAUCGGUCCGAUCGCAGCCGGCUUCUGUGUUGAGACACGCUUUGGCCGCCGGUGGAUGAUGGCGGCCUCGGCCGUGAUGACCGGGGCUUUUCUGUUCGCGUACACGGCCGUCGGUACGGAAGCAGCAGACAUUGGCUUCCAGUGUGCCACCGCGAUUCUUGGAAACUUUGAAUAUGCGGUGAUGUACGCUUUCACCCCCGAGUCGUUCCCCGGCCCCGUUCGUGGAACAGGAACUGGAAUUGCAGCCACACUUCUUCGCGUGGGCGGCCUCGUGGCGUCGUUCGUGUCAACGUACGCCGGAUAUACUGUAGUGCCAAUAUACGCCAGUGCGGCAUUGUGGGUGUUGGUGGGCGGGUUCUGUUUCGGUCUACCUUAUGAGACCCAUGGACAUGCUUCUCUUUAG